Molecule: messenger RNA, 2922 nt
Organism: Seminavis robusta
Lineage: Eukaryota; Bacillariophyta; Bacillariophyceae; Naviculales; Naviculaceae
Source: the annotation of a GenBank genome assembly
AUGAUGAUGGAAUCUCCCAAGGCGACGGCUGUGUCUGUAGCUGCACCGACAGUGGAUGAUCAUGAUAAGUCGGUUGACGAGAAGGACGCGGUGGCGAAUGUGAGUCACGGCGGUGAUAGUUUGAGUGAACAAGAGCAAGGCGAAGAAGAAGAUGAUGAUUCGGAUGGUUACCGCUACGAGUCUGACUAUUCGUACGAGUACGAAGAUGAAGAUGAAGAGAACGAAGAUGAUACGCCUCCUGCGCUUAAUGGAGGCCUGAAGCGCAAGAUUUGUGCUUCUGCGAUGGAUCCGCAGCUGAGCAAAGCUUCCAAGAAUCCUUUGUCUCCAAGCCACGCUGCUGCUACAUGUACUGCUAGUGCUCCCUUGGCGAACUUGAAGACAACAGGCCUUCCACCAGAAAGCCUCGGUACCGGUACCGGUACAUGUACUACCAGUACCGGUACUACCAUUAUGAAGCCGACUUCCUUCUGGACUAGCACGCCUCAAUCUGCCCAGUCAAGAGUCUGUGAGUCCUGUCAAAGAGAAGAACAUUCUCCAGUAUUGGAUUGUCCAGUGGUCUCCAAGUGGCUCGAAAUGGCGCAAGACAAGGCAGCCGGCAUCGUCUCGGUCGAUUCUUCCUGUAUAGAAUCAUGUAUGCAACGUCGUGUACAAGAGUGUGUCGAACGCUUACGGGCCAUGGCAGAAGAAUUCGAGGGAAACACGCUUGACCACUUUUACAAUGCAUCUCCCCAAGUCGUCGCCGUGGACUUGAGACGUUUUGGAUGGAAUGUCACCGAUUGGCAAGAUGCCGUUCGUCAAAGGGCAGAGCAAGAACAGCGAUUGAAUUUACUACCACCAACCGACGUUUUACGUAGAACCUUGGUUCGGCGAACCAUUGAUCGCUUGGGAUUUGAGCAGGGAGAAAUUAUUGCACAAGAACAAAACAACCCACAGAAUAAUAACAACGGCGAGAACAACCCACAAAAUAACAACGACGACACUCAAAUUUACCCAGGAUUCGACCAGGCCGUUCGAGAAAUGCACCAAGAGCAUGAAGAAUUCCUCAGAGAAACCAUGAACCAAGAAUACCAAAUGGCAACAGCUCCAGUUGCCGCCACAACUCCUACUCCUACCGGUACCACAGUUUCCACCAAUGCUGCCACACUUCCAGCAGAUGAAAACACUAGUACGCAGCAAGACAUUACAGCCGAGGCAGCAUCAAUCCCUUUGCCAAGUGAGGAGCCGAACUCGUCGUCGUCUUCAGCCUCUGCAAUGAUGGCUACAACAUCUCCGCAACAAAUGAACCAACAAAUCGAGUUCUGCAUGUGCAAGAGCCCACCUGGAGAGAAUGCAGAAAAAGCAAAGCAUUCCAAUUUUUGUCAAGCUUGCGGAAAGGCAAGUGUCGCUCCCGACAAUAGUGGCUGGAUGUGUGAAAUAUGCAUGGACGAUGAAGUCGACGAGCAGGAUCGUCUAGCCAUGGAAUGCGGGCAUGAAUAUUGCAGGGAUUGCUGGGCACAAUUCAUCGCGGCAAUGCUUGAAGAAACUAGAGCCGCCGGUGGAAUUUUAACCAUUCCAGGCAUAUGCCCUCAUCGCCUAUGUCGCCAAAAAGUUACCAGAGGCCAUAUCGAGCUGUUUGCGCCGCAACUUCUCAACAUGUAUGAUGGAAUGGCGUUGAACUCCUUUGUACAGGGACACCACACAACGAUGCGCUGGUGCCCUGGUCCUGGUUGCGGACAAAUCGUCGUCCGUGCACGAGUCGGCUUGUUCCUACAUGAACUUGGAUAUGAUGCAAGGUUUGCUCGAUGCGAUGCCUGUCGAACACGAUACUGUUUUGAGUGCGGCGAUGAAGCACAUGAUGGUCGAAGAUGUAUUCGUCUCGAUGAGCAAGCUCUCAAUGCGGAAGAACAACAAGGGGAACGAACCGAGGAGACUACCGGUACGGAAAAUGACGAGGUUUUCGGGGGUUAUCCACGCAAUCAGCAGAAUGGACGACCAAGGCAACUGGUUGCUGGAGGAAACCGAAAUAUGCUUCGCCAAGGCGCUGGUGCCGUGGGGAUGGGUGCCUUGCCUCCCGGAGACGACAACAACGCAAUGGAAAAGAAGACGAACGAGAAGAUUCGACGGUGUCCCAGUUGCAAGGAUCCAAUUGAAAAGAAUGGGGGCUGCAAUCAUAUGACAUGCAAAUGCGGGACACACUUUUGCUGGCUGUGCAUGACCAACACAACAGGCAACCAUUGGAACCACUACUGUGGAAGAGAGCCGACACGGUUGGGCGGUGAUGGCAGGGAGGGUUUAGCCAGAGGCCGACGCCAAGAUGAAAUCAUGCGAGCUCGACGCGCCUUGAUCGGUCGACUACAACGAAUGGACUUGGACUAUAUCGCCGAGACGGUGCAGAUCGCACAAUUUGCAUGUGAUUCGAAGGCUGUGAAGGACGUGCUUCAGAAGCGACAGGAGCUCGUCCGCUAUGCUCACUACAUGAACAGGUUCAAUGCUCAUGGUCAAGGCCAAUGCUUUGCAGAGAACCAAUGUGAAUGCUUGGCAGGACGUGUCAUUGAUUUCACGGCGGUUUCCAAGCUGCAGAACUGUACGGACGCUGAUUUCAUUUCUUUGUCAAAUCAACGCCUCGUUGCGAGCCGUCGCAUGUUGAAAUACACCUAUUGCUUUUUGUACUAUAAACUUGAUGGCGACAAGUUUCAAGAAGGAGAAACCAAGGCGGAUGACUUUGAAGACAAUGAUUGUCCAGUGGACAAUGCCAUUUCCUCUUCCCUGCCCAUCUCCUUGGCUCUGUUCCUGGAUCACCAGGAACGUCUGGAACGAAUGACAGAGCAGCUGAGUUUUCUGAGUGAGAAUGCAGUGACCCGAACAGACCGCAAGCGUGUGGUGGAUAUGUCCGUGAUGGCGCUAUCCUUUGAGGCACAUGACGUCAAGGGAAGCAAUGUGUAG